Molecule: messenger RNA, 920 nt
Organism: Chelonus insularis
Lineage: Eukaryota; Metazoa; Arthropoda; Insecta; Hymenoptera; Braconidae
Exons: 4
Coding region: 1-801 (266 amino acids)
Molecular function (GO): protein binding
Source: RefSeq, a predicted model, not a curated record
AUGAUUUCUGUAUCAAAUAUCACUCAUUACAACAAUACAGAAACACAAUACACCAACUGUAAAAUUACAACUGAUAAAUUGGUUGCUGAUGCACAGGCAACCAUCACUCGAGUUGUAAUGAAUGGAUGUGAUAAUGAACUGAUAUACAAACGAAUUGAUAAUCUAGAAAAUUCUUUGAUCAAUCAUUUGAAUGAAAUUAAAACAUUAAUUCAACAGCUAAUUGAUACCAACAAUCAAGUGGAUUAUUUUUAUGUUGAAAAAAAUUUAAAUCAUGAAAAUGUAUACAUCCAAUCACCAAGACAAAGUGAAAUUGAUGAAUUUAAUGAUACUGUUAGUGAAAUUCCUGAAUCGAAUGAGAAAAUUUAUACUUAUUAUUGGAAAGUGGAUAAUAUAAAACAAAAAUUUCUUGUAUGGAAAACUGGUGUUUUUGAACGAAGUAAUACUUUCUACAUUAAAAACAGCGGGUUUGCGAUGUUUAUUAAAUUUACUCCAAAAUAUUUUCCUGAUGGAACAGUUUUUAUUAGCGUAGGUUUGACGAAAGGUUGCUUCGAUGAUCAAUUAAAUUGGCCUUUCCACCAUACACUUCAAAUUCAGAUUCUAGAUCAUUCUCCAAAGUCAUCAAGACAAGAUCGAAAAUCUAGAUCCUGGGACCCAUCAACAGUCUGUCCCUCAUACUUUUGGGAACGUCCUCAGGUGGAUGACAAUCCUGAAUGCGUCGGCACAAGCAUCCCACGAUUCAUUAUCACAAAUAAAUAUCUUUGGAAAGAUAGUUUAUAUAUAAAACUAAUUGUCUAUUUAUAAAUAGACAAAAAAUGAUAAGUAAAAAAUUAUCUUUUGUCAAAUCAAAAUUAAAUAAAAUAGUUUACCAACUAAUUUAUAUCAACUAUUAAAUGCACACAAAGUGUUGGUACGUUAAAAAU